Molecule: messenger RNA, 537 nt
Organism: Durusdinium trenchii
Lineage: Eukaryota; Dinophyceae; Suessiales; Symbiodiniaceae
Source: the annotation of a GenBank genome assembly
AUGACAAACAAUGCAAUCACUGAGGGAAGCUGCGUUUACUACAUAUUGAAAGUUCUGUACUAUCUUUUUGUGGCAUUUCUGGAGCUGGUCGGCCUGUCUGUCGACGAGGAGACAAGGAAUACGAUAAAGAACCACGUAAAGCUCAUUAUUGACAAGAUUGGUGAAGAAGACCUAAAUUCUCUCGAGCAGUCGUUGGCAGCAGUGCCGACCAGCAGUGCCACAGAUUGUCUCUUUGCGGUUUGGCGAUUGUGCUCAGAAUUUGCAGGGGCUUUUGUUUGGCCGGUUUUGAAUAUUGUGAUCCACGAGUUCUGGCACAAACUUCCAUGGUGGCAGUGGGUGGAGACUGCUGUGGUUGCGAUCGCACAGAUGCUUCUAUGGUUUGCAGGGCCGACUGGCGUAUUCGCUAUGUCACUAGCAGCAGCCAGGGAUGUAACAAGCCUGGUUGAAGCUAUUGAAGGCCUCCAGGCUUGUCGGCCGACAGUGCACUCGAUGUCUAAUUGGAUGGCUCAGUUAGCUCAACGGUUCCUGCCCCGCUGA